GGUACAAUUGGUGGAAUUAUUGAUUUGGUUCAAAGUUUGCAAACAUUUAGAAAUAUGCUAAUUCAUAGUUUGAACAAAAUGAAAGAAAUAUUUAAAACUCAGCCACAAUUUAACGAUAAAGAAAAUAGCAAAAAUAACG
Molecule: messenger RNA, 139 nt
Organism: Racocetra fulgida
Lineage: Eukaryota; Fungi; Glomeromycota; Glomeromycetes; Diversisporales; Gigasporaceae
Source: the annotation of a GenBank genome assembly